Molecule: messenger RNA, 3180 nt
Organism: Aspergillus terreus NIH2624
Lineage: Eukaryota; Fungi; Ascomycota; Eurotiomycetes; Eurotiales; Aspergillaceae
Exons: 6
Coding region: 1-3180 (1059 amino acids)
Biological process (GO): metal ion transport; transmembrane transport
Cellular component (GO): membrane
Molecular function (GO): metal ion transmembrane transporter activity; protein binding
Source: RefSeq, a predicted model, not a curated record
AUGGAGUUUGAUGAUAAUACUCCCCAGGAAACUAUCGCUCGAGAGCGACUUCAGCAGGAUUUUCUUUCUUCGAUCACGUCUGAAAUAACGAGGUCCAAAAAGCUGAAGAAGAACAAAAAAGGGCUUGAAAGCUACCUUAAAGAUUCGUCCCUUGACAUCAACUUCCAAAUAGACGGCAUCUCACCCUUGGCCAAGGCGACAUCGCAAUGGAGAGUGCUCGAUAAACUCUUGCAGCACGAACGAAUCGACGUGAAUUUUUGCACCUCUGACGGCCGAACAAGCAUCUUUUCCGCCGUGCAAUGCCCACAAACCGAGUCAUUAAGUCUCUUAAUAAAUAAAGGAGCUCUUCUUGACCAGAGGGAUAAUGAAGGCCGUACUCCGCUGUCACUGGCGGCAGAGCUUGGGCGUCUCGACCACGUGAGAAUCCUUGUCGAAGCCAACGCGGAUAUUAAUUCGGUGGACUCAAAAAGCUGGACGCCUCUAUUUUGGGCACUUUGGAGACAGCAUCCCGAAACGGUGAAAUACCUCCUUUCGAAUCAAGACGUGGAUAGCGACUAUCAAGAUAUCAAGGGCCGGACACCUCUAGGGAUCGCUGCAGAGACUGGAAAUGCCGAAAGUAUAAGGUGCUUGAUCAGUGCUAAAGCAAAGGGUCGACGAGUAACUGGGGGUGAACGCGACCUCCUGCUGUGGGCAAUUUUUCAGCGAGAUGUAGCGAUGGUUGAGCUUUUACUCAAGGCUGACGAGAGUCUGGCGAAUCAUCGCGUGAAAGGUCGCACUCCACUGUCUAUGGCCACAGAGCGUGGAGAAAUUGGUAUAACCAAGCUUCUCAUCGCCGCAGGGGCGGAUGUACAUGCGCUAGAUGAAGUCAGGUGGCCGACUCUGAACAAGUGGCUAUUUGACACUUAUCUUCCACCUGAAGAAAUUCUGCUGGAAAUUGAGCACUUCUCUACCAGCCAUCACCCAACAAAACGACCUCCAUUAUCACUUGCAGCAGAAUUCGGAUAUGUCGACAUUUUACAGGUACUGCUUGAUGCCAAUGCAAAAGUCAAUUCGGUUGAUGCAGAAACGCGGACAGCGCUAGCAUGGGCUGUUGAAAAGGGACAUCACGAGGCAGUGAAGAUUUUACUGGGCGUCCCCGGGAUAUCUGUAGACUGUCGAGAUGCGACUGGUCGAACUCCGCUGAUCAUGGCAGCAAGUCUUGGUGAGCUCGACAUAUUCAAGCAAUUACUCAGUUCGAAUGCAGCCAUCGACUCGGAGGAUGAGCAGAAGUGGACAUCCCUCUCCUGGGCUGUUGCGAAUGGACAUGAGCCGAUAGUGAAGUUUCUCCUUAAAGAAACAGGAGUGAGUGUGAACUGUCAAGAUAGACAAGGUCGCACUCCCUUUUCGCUGGCUGCAGAGCGUGGAUUCAUUCAGAUCAUGCAUUUACUCAUCCAAAGAAGGGCAAAUAGGGCAAAAAGGGCAGAUCCCCAUGUCCCAGAUAACGAAGGACAUACAGGAUUUUGGUGGUUUCUCAAAGCAAGGAAUGAUUUAUCUAUCAAGUCUUCGAAUCCUUUGGUCCGGCCCCAGCUUGGUGGGACGAUGAAUCCUUCCGACCUCCCGUUAUUGAUCAAGGACCUAGAAUCCCCAAAUAAAAAAGAUCGAAGCGGGCGCAACUGGCUCUCCUGGGCAGCCGAGUACGGCGACGACGAAGUUGUGCGGUAUUUCCUAGACGAGGACUUGGUGGGUAAAGUGGACAUAAACAUCCGUGAUGGAAGCGAAGACCCAAUUUCGAGGACUCCAUUGAUUUGGGCGUUGGAGGGGGAACAUAAAGCUUCAGUUAAUUUGUUGAAAGACGGUGACACCAUCUCUUUGCAUUUAUUGGUCGAAGGUAUAAGUUCAAUCGAUCAAGAGAAGACAGUGGACAUGGUGCUCGACCUUCUUAUGACGGGCUAUGAUCCCAGCCAGCCUGACCAGAAAGGCAGAACUCCUCUGCACCUUGCAUGUCUUGGGGAAAACGAGGAGCUUGUUGCAGCUUUGAUCCUAUCCAAUGCAGAUCUGAGGUCCAGAGAUCAUACUGGCCAGACCCCAUUGCAGUAUGCUCUGAGAGCGCGAAGAAAGCAUAUCGUGGAUCUCAUGCUCAAUGCUCCAUUAAUAGAGCUCGAACCAGUUGCGUCAAAGGAAUGGUUCGCAUUGGGCGAUAAACAGCAUUCGUGGGUUCAAAUCACUAGAAGGGGCCAAAGCUGGGGUUUCGAGCUGCAGUUAGUCGAUGGACGGGAAUGCAACUGGUUGCCCAGAGCAAAAGACACAAGACUGUGUAUCUGCGAGCAAUCGUCAAUAUGGUCCGACUUACCGUGGAAGCUUGGUUUCCGUGAGGAGAUCAUCAAGGAGGGCUACUACUGGAACUAUGCUCAGAAAGAUUUUGGGUAUCGGUCGGUUACCUAUAUUUCACUGAACUUCCCAAAUAAGCAAGGGAAAUGCGGUGAUGCAUGGGGAAUCGCCUGGUGUAGCAAGACGACAGCAGAAGGGCUCGCUUAUGGAUUUAUCAGCAUGCUUCCACGCGGCGGGGUCCCUCAUGAGCCUUCGGACUUUUUCAGACUGUUUCUUGAGACUCUACACCAGGAGUGGAAAGCAAAAUGUUCUAAUGCAAACACAAGGGUCGAGCUGCUGCGGCAUGAUCAAGUCAAAAAGCGUGGUAGAAGUUACGGCCUAGUCGAUGAGCUUGCUCAGGAUGCUCUAGAGCGUGCAGAGCUGCGGCGAUGCUUGCGAUGUCACAUUGAGGGACUCCUCGAAGCGGUUACUACUAAUGUUUCACUUGAAAUAGAUGGUAAACUGCGGCUUAGAGAAGUGGUCAACAAUAUUGACCAGGCCGUGACCGCAAAGCUUGACCAUCUGGAACAGGCUGCACGAGAUCUCUUACAGAUUGAGCUUGCAUGGGUCUCUACAAACGAAGCGGCAAGUUUAAAGCGUCUGAGCUGGAUUAAUUUCAUUUUUCUGCCGCUGAUGUUUGUUUCAAGCCUGUUUGGCAUGAACGUGAACCUGCUCCAAGAUAAUCCGGAUUGGAGGUGGGUUAUAUUAUUUGGGUUUAUGUCGCUUGUUACCACCGGCAUUUUAUGGUUGAUCUCCAAGUGUAUUCCUGUUCGUGCCUCCGAUCGUAUCAUUCUAGGUUAUAACACAGCAGAAAAACUGACAUCCACACUUUAG